Magallana angulata is the source of this 1908-nucleotide messenger RNA. Its product is annotated as mitochondrial ornithine transporter 1-like. Gene Ontology annotation, molecular function: L-ornithine transmembrane transporter activity. The record is from RefSeq and is a predicted model, not a curated record. The transcript has 6 exons. Lineage: Eukaryota; Metazoa; Mollusca; Bivalvia; Ostreida; Ostreidae. Bases 286 to 1290 code for a protein of 334 amino acids. Gene Ontology annotation, biological process: mitochondrial L-ornithine transmembrane transport.
CGGAGGUAUGUGACUUCCGGGAAGAUAAUCUCGCUGAUUCCGGUGAAAACUAGGUUUUUGAUUAUGUUAGUGAUUGCCGGUAAACUAGAGUUUUCUGGUUUGAUAUGACUGUUCGAUGACCCCCAAAAUAUUCUUAUAUAUUUACUGGAAUUAGAGAGAGAGAGAAGUGGUAUUAUUAGCUUUAGAGUGGUUGACCUUAUCGGCCAGUGACCCUUAACGAUAGCAUAUUAUUCUCAGACGAAGAACAAGAGACAUUUUAACAGGACAUAGACAGAACCAUCUCCAAUGAGUGCGGACCAGCCCACCUUACCGAUCCUGAUACACGAGGAACACCAUCAUCAUGAGGGUGAAACUGUGGAGGAGAGUAAGCGUUCCCACACGGUGGAUGCAGCCAUUGACUUCAUAGGGGGGAUCAACGGUGCCAUUGCCUCUGUGUAUGUGGGCCAGUCUUUAGAUACAGUGAAAGUCAAGAUGCAGACUUUUCCCCACCUGUACAGGAACGCCCUGGACUGCUUCCUACAGACUUACCGACAGGACGGUGUCGCCCGGGGCCUGUACGCAGGCACAGUCCCCGCCCUGGUGGCGAACAUAGCCGAGAACUCAGUCUUGUUCCUGUUCUACGGCCUUUGUCAGAAGGCAGUCAUGGUCUUGAGGGGUAGGGCUGAGGUCUCCCAUCUGAGCCCUGUGGAGAAUGCCUUCUCAGGGAGUGGAGCAGCCUUCUUCUGUGCAUUUACACUCACCCCCACAGAGCUGGUCAAAUGUAGACUGCAAGCCAUGAGAGAAAUGGCCUCUCAGGGAAAGCUUGAAGGAGGACUAGAAAGGUUAAAACUAGGACCAUGGGGCAUCACCAAGGAGGUUCUUCAGGUGGAGGGUAUAAGGGGGCUAUUCAAGGGGCUGACUGCCACGAUGGCCCGUGAAAUGCCUGGGUAUUUCUUCUUUUUUGGGGGUUAUGAGUUCACCCGCCACAUGUUGACCCCUGAAGGAAAGACAAAAGAUGAGAUAGGGGCUGCAAGGACAGUGGUGGCAGGUGGUGUUGGGGGACUGUGUCUCUGGUCAUCCAUCUUCCCAACUGAUGUGGUCAAGUCUCGGAUACAGGUGGAGAGCACAGUUGGAAAGAUAGCCCCAGGAUUCCUGACCACAUUCAACAAAAUCCUCAAAACAGAAGGUCCCAAGGCGCUGUACAAGGGUCUCGGUCCAACGUUAGUGCGAACCUUUCCCGCCACUGGCUCCCUGUUUUUAGCAUACGAAACCACGAAAAAAUUCCUGACAAACUUGGCGGACGGAAGAUAAUGCUACACUCAGAUUUAGGAGUUGCCAUACAAAUAGAUAAAUAAUUGCAUGAUGACUUUAUGAAAACAGAAGAGCUGGAUAAUUUGAAUCUGUCAAUGCUAUUGAGAAUUGAACGUGAUUUGUUUAACUGCAUACAUCAAACACUUAUUGACAUCGUUCAGCAGAAAAUCGGGCUGUCGAGUUUUGCUGAGAUUGAUUUGACGUGGUCGAAGGUAAACAGACAUCGCUGGAAUCGUCAGCAUGGGAAUACUGUGACAGAUGUACAGAAUGGAGCCCUCGACUUUUACGUUCUGUAAACUGCUGCAGGAAAUUGCAGAGGACAAAUGAAUUCUCAUUUCUCCACAAUCACACUGAUUCACAGAAGAUCUGAUUAUAUUUGGGUUUUUUAUGCCCUAAGGAAUAUUUGUAUUGUGAUUUCUAUAUUAUUUUUUUAUUCUGUAUUUUUAGGGGAUCGUUUUAUUUUCCAGAUUGUCUGGCUAAACUAAAUAUUGAUAAAGUGUACUACUAUAACUUUAAUAAAUUGUCGAAAAUUUUCGAAGAAAUGUUUUAAGUUGUAAAUACUAGUAAUGUGUUAGCUAAUUGUUUACAAAUAAAGUAGAUGUAUGGAGUGAUUAUUUA